UGUUCGUAAAUUAUGCUUUAGUAAUUUACAUUCUUUAGAGAAUUUCUAUAAAAUGUAAAAACAAGUAAAUACAAAUUGACAUCAAUAGUAACCUCUAAGUCAUUACAUGUAUUCCGAUAUGAAUCCCAAAAUUUGUGUUAUUUGUCGUAAUUCAAAACCUGUUAACCAGACGGACAAUCGUUUAGUAACUGAAAAUUGCGGUCACGUAAAAUGUAUGAAUUGUCUGCUGCUUGAAAAAUCUGGUUGCGUAGCCUGCUUGAGAGAGGGAAGUGAUCAAGAGUCAGGUGAAGCACCAACAGACUCCAAGGAAUUGGUUAAAAAGAAAAAACCGGAGACAUCACAUGUAAGAAUAGUAACAGUUGAAAAUGAGAAAUUUUAUGAAUGCACAGUGUGUGAGAAGAGAUUUCAUGCCCGCAGCCAAGUUGCCUACCAUGCAUAUUGUAAUGGACAGAGAAAGCCCUACCAAUGUCCGGAAUGUAACAAGAGCUUUGCUACCCACUCCCACUUCAAGUACCACAUGCGAGUGCACCGCAAUGAAAGGACAUAUGCCUGUGAUGUGUGCGGUGACAGUUUCUUCCAAAUGUCUAAGCUGCAACGUCACAAAUUGAAGCACACUAAAGAGAAAAAAUAUGCGUGUACAGUUUGUAACAAAGGUUUCAACAAUUUGACAUCAUUGCGCAAGCACAGCCUGACUCACACGGAGGAGAGACCGUAUCAAUGUAGCGCUUGCGGACGACGCUUCAGAGAUGGCUCCAAUUAUAGGAAACAUGUUGCCAAACAUGAGACAGUGAAGAAGUGUGGUUGUGAAGGAUGUGGUGGUUCGGGAGCUUGCUGUGUGCAGCCGGCGGCGGCGCGGGCGCUGCGCUCACACCAGUGCCCGCGCUGUCCUCAAGCCUUUCACUCCGGCAAGGACAUGCGAAGACACGCCGCCGUGCACUCCGAUUCGAAACCGUUUCGCUGCAAAGUAUGCAACAGACGCUUCAGAAGGAAGGACAAUCUGGAGCGUCACAUUAGGAAUACCCACCCCGAGUACGUUCCCGCCACCGCCGUCGAAUGCGACGAGGGCGCCCUCAAACAAGUCGCAAACACGAACGGACAAAGUGAACAACAUAUAGACAAGAAUGGAGCGACAGAAAUAAAUAAACUAGAAAUACUCGAACAACUACCAAUUUUAACACAAGAAGUCAUAGAAAAACAUAUGUAUAUCGAAGUUGAUAUUGAUACAAAAGAUUGUAAAGAUAAAAAACAAACCGAUAAAGAAUUUAUAGAUAAAUCGUACAUUCUAGAAGCAAAUAAUGCAAGAGAAAGUGUUAUUGUUGAGAAGAGGAAUACUGAUUGUGAGAAGAAAGCGGCCAGUCCCGCUCCGGAGUAUGGCUACGUACAUAAGAUACGUCGAGCUAACUUGAUGAGGACUUCCAAAGAGAUCCCACUCCCGCCGAUAGACGAGCAGAAGAUGAUGAAGUUGAAAGAGAACAGUGACUUGAAUGAGUUCCAUUCGAGGCCGCCCAUAAAGAAUGUGGAGCUCUACAAAAUGAUACUGACCAACGACAAACAAAUGUUGAGCCAAGUGUCACCGGGUGCGGAUACGGAGGCAUAAAAUAUAAAGGAUAUGAUUGGAACUAAAGGCUGAAUGUGGUGAUUUUAUGCGUGAGACGGAUACAGGAAUUACUGAUAUGAGAAAUUAAUUAAAUCGUUUAUUUUAAACGUAAAAUAUCAUUGAAAUGGUAUACU
Messenger RNA from Papilio machaon (common yellow swallowtail), 1731 nucleotides. Its product is annotated as zinc finger protein 557. Bases 107 to 1597 code for a protein of 496 amino acids. The transcript has 7 exons. Gene Ontology annotation, molecular function: DNA-binding transcription factor activity, RNA polymerase II-specific; RNA polymerase II cis-regulatory region sequence-specific DNA binding. Lineage: Eukaryota; Metazoa; Arthropoda; Insecta; Lepidoptera; Papilionidae. Gene Ontology annotation, biological process: regulation of transcription by RNA polymerase II. Gene Ontology annotation, cellular component: nucleus. The record is from RefSeq and is a predicted model, not a curated record.